Molecule: messenger RNA, 8560 nt
Organism: Alosa alosa (allis shad)
Lineage: Eukaryota; Metazoa; Chordata; Actinopteri; Clupeiformes; Clupeidae
Gene: obsl1a
Product: obscurin like cytoskeletal adaptor 1a
Molecular function (GO): protein binding
Source: RefSeq, a predicted model, not a curated record
CGCAACCCAGUCCAGCCCCCCAGGACAGCGUGUGGACACACAGGGGCAGCAGAACAGGGCUGUGUGGCAAGAGACGGGGGGGGGACUUCACACAAACACACCGCACCAAGAGGUGACUGGGCCAUAAGAGAAGGGGAACACGGGACAAGGUGAACAGCCAGUGGAGCUACACAAGGACUAGGAGAGAGAGAGAAAGAGGGAAACUGUGUAAGGGUCCAAAGAGGAGACAAAAAGCUUCGUCGACCAACCACACAACCACAUUUUUCUGUCUGCAAUUCUAUUCUUUUCCUGAAGACUCGUCAUUUGAGGGCCACCAAGCUCCAGUGACUGAUACUAAGGUCGAAGGUCAACUUUCUUGAAAGAGAGCCACAAACAGAAGGGUCAAUCUCCUCUUAAACCUCUGGAGGGAACUGUGAAGAGCAGCUUUUGGCAAGUCCUCCAUGCACCAGAGAGAGAGAGAACGAGGGGACGAGAGAGAGUAUACAGUAGCAUAAGAGCCUGCUGGUGUGGUAUGCGACAGAGGACGAGCUGAAGGUGCUUGAGUUUGACUGAUAACAGACUGCAUUCCAACGGCCUGAGACACAGGCAGACCGAAAGAGCGAGCGAGAGAGUGAGAGAGGAAGUGUCUCCAACCCAAAACGCAGAUAUGGAUCCGUUUGGCGGCGCGCCACGCGUGCUCGGCUACUCGCGGCCCGUGGUGGUCAGCAGCGGCGCAGACGCCUUGCUCAAGUGUCAGAUCGGUGGAGACCCCCAGCCCGACGUGGUGUGGGAGCGCAAGAACAUACCCCUCUUCUCCGAGGGCCGCUACAGCAUCUCGCAGGAGGGCAAGGCCUACUUCCUGCGCAUUUCCUGCGUGAGUCCCGAAGACGCCGGGCAGUACAUAUGCAAGGCCAAGAACAGCAUCGGAGAGACGUGCGCGGCCGCUACUCUAAAGGUGGAGCAUGACUCGCAGGAGGUGCUCGUAGUGCCCCCACCACCACCCGCCCAACACCCGCAACCACACCAACCACAGCCACUACAGAACGGGAGCAUAGAGCCGGAGAAGCAUCUACGACAGGAGGUGAAGAUGGAGGAGCAGCAACAGAAGGAGUUGGAUUUUGAGAACCGCGACAGGCCUCGCUUCCUCAUCAAGCCACUGUCGCUGCGCGUGGACCGGGGCGAGGACGCCGCCUUCUCCUGCAAGCUGACCGGCGAGCCGCUGCCCGAGGUGGUGUGGGAGAAGGAUGGCAAGCGGCUGAAGGAGAUCUUCGAGAGCUCGCACUACCGCGUGUGCCAGCAGGACGGCGGCUGGUACCAGCUGAAGGUGUUCCGCACGCGGGCGCCCGACGGCGGCGUCUACACGUGCCGCGCGUCCAACGAGAGUGGCGAGUCGGUGGCCGGCGCUGUCCUCCUGGUUCAGCCCGUGCCUGAGACCCGCGAGGAUCGAAUGCAGAAUGGCUACGCCAAUGGCCAUUGGACUCCUGCUCCUGGGUCCUCCCCUUCGUCGCCAUCAUCAUCAUCAUCAUCACCCCACGGCAAAGACCGUCACCACCACAUGGCCAAGCACAGCAAGGAGCCACCCCUGAACGUGGCCAAGGCCAAGAAGUUUGCCGUGUCAGAAGGGAAGCAUGCCAAGUUCCGUUGCUAUGUGACGGGGAAGCCAAAGCCGGAGAUCGUGUGGAAGAAAGAUGGUGUGCCCCUUGAACCCGGUCGACGUCACAUGAUGUUUGAGGACCGGGAGGGCUACUACACUCUGAAGGUGCUGUAUUGCAAACAGCAGGAUUCUGGCCUCUACAUAUGUGCCGCCUCCAAUGCUCUUGGCAACACCCUAAGUGCUGUACUCCUGUCUGUGAAAGCGCCGGCGGUCCGGUUCAAGCGGGGUCUGAAGGACGUGGAGGUGCGGGAGCGUGACGUGGCCGUGCUGGAGUGCGAGGUUCCGGAGGAGUCCAUCCCCACCGCCUGGUACCUGGAGGACCAGCGUCUCCAGCCCAGCAACAAGUACGACAUCGAGCAGAGGGGCACCAGGAGGACGCUGACCAUCCAGAGCCGGGCGGACGAUGACGGAGUCUACCUCUGCGAAAUGGCCGAUGGGGGGAAGAGCAUCGCUGAACUCUCGGUUAAAGGCACCAUUGUACGCAAGCUGCCCAGGAAGCUGGAGGUUCUGGAGGGGGAGAAUGCUGCCUUCUGUGUCGAGGUGGAGGAGGAGGACAUGGAGGUCUACUGGUACAAAGAUGGCAACCAGUUACGAGAGACUCACCAGACAAUCCUCAAGUCCUUUGGCAAGACGCACAUCCUGGUGUUCGUGAACUGCUCGUACCAGGAUUCAGGGACAAUCACAUUUGUUGCAGGGAGGUCCAGGAAUAGUUCACGGCUAAAGGUCAAAGCUGCGAGGCACUGCGCCCCGCCAUGCCCGGUUGGGGUCAGUAUGGACACGCACACAGCCAACGGCGCCAUGCUCUCCUGGGAGCCCGCGCCCAACCUGCAGACGGGCACCAAGACCGUGUACGUGCUGGAGCGGCAGGAGGUGGGCUCCCAGGAGUGGCGCAAGUGCCUGAGCACAGAGACGGCCACGACCGUGGAGGUGCUGGGCGACAGCGUGCCCUGCGAGGGCGACUACCGCUUCCGAGUCUGCUGCGUCAACAAGUACGGCCGCAGCGGCCACGUGGAGUUCCCCAAGGUCAUCCGGCUAGUGCCUGGACCAAAGAUAAAGACGCCCCUGAAAAAUGUGGUGGUCACUGAUGGUGACGAUGCCGUAUUCUUCAUCGAGCUGUCCGCCACCAUGAUCGGCACCUGGUUCCUGAACAGCACCCAGCUGGCUGACAGCGAGAGCAUCACGCUUCGCCAGACCCAGCACCAGCACUCCCUGCAGAUCCGCGGCGUCCGCGACAUCUACAACGGGGCUGAGAUCACCUUCAUCGCCAGCGGCGUCCGAGAUUCCGCUCUUCUGCAAGUUGAACCACGUGAGGUCAAGUUUGCCCCUCUAAGUGAGCAGGACACCGCCAAGAAAGUAGAGAUCGGAGAUCCCAUCGUCCUCUACUGCGAGGUGUCACACCCGUCAGCGAAGGUCCAGUGGUUCAAGGAUGGGGUGGAGCUUGAGAGGGAGGAUGGGCUGAACAUCCAAUCAGAGGGCAAUAUGAGGAGGGUUGUCAUCCAGUCUUCCGAAUACUCCCACUCGGGACACUACACCUGCAAGGCGUUGGGCGACACCAUUAUGUUUAACGUGGAAGUCGAUGCUGGCCGACCGAUGUUUGCACCCGUACCAGAGGAGGAGAAGAACAAGUCCGUUGAUGCUGGCGACUCCGUCGUCCUCCAGUGUGACGUCUCAGACCCUGAUGCUGAGGUCCACUGGUUUAAAGAUGGACAGCCAGUCGUCCUGCAGGAUGGUGUGGAGGUCCAGACACAGGGCAAACGGAGGAUGUUGGUCAUUCCGUCUGCCAGUUACCAGCACGCUGGCAUGUACACGUGUCAAACAAGUGACGAUGUCAGUGUGUUUCAGGUCGACAUUACAGGUCCGCCGGUCACCUUUAAAGAGAUACCAGAGGAGGACUGCGUAAAGUCGGCCAUGGAGCUGGACCCUGUGGUCCUGUACUGCGAGGUCUCACGUCCAGACGCUGUCGCUCGCUGGACGAAGGACGGUGUGGAGGUGCAGGCGAGCGAUAACGUCACAGUCCAGACUGAGGGGAUCAUGAGGAGGUUGAUUAUCAGGUCAGCCGACCUGAUGGAUGCUGGGACAUACACCUGCCACGCUGGAGACAGCAGCAUGUCAUUCACUGUCAACAUUAAAGAACCUCCGGUCAUGAUUGUGGACCCUAAGGAUGACAUCCACCUUGACCAGUACAUCUCUGACGAGAUUGUGCUGAACUGCGAGCUGUCUCGCUCCAGCGGGGUGGCCCGGUGGUUCAAGGACGGCCUUGAGGUCCUGGAGACGGAGAACGUACGGGUCAGCUCUGAGGGGCCCUACAGGAGGCUGACCAUCCUCUGUGGCACCAGGGAGGACUCUGGGGAGUAUGUGUGCGACACUGGUGGAGACUCGGUGUUCUUCCAGCUUAGUGUCAAAGAGGCGCCAGUGCGCUUCGUCUCUCCUUGUGAGUCGGAGGUGGCGAUGGUGCGGCAGGCGGGGCAGCCGGUGGAGCUGUGCUGCGAGCUGACCCGUUCCGAGGCCGACGUGCUAUGGUUCCGUGACGGCCUGGAGGUGGACGAGGUGGACGGCCUGGUCCGGGAAGUGGACGGGCCCCACAGGAAGCUGGUCAUACCCAUUGCCUUGGUAGAGGACACGGGAGAGUAUAUCUGCGAGUCGGCUGAUGAUACCGUGACCUUCCUGCUGACCAUUGAAGAGCCUCCUGUCCAGUUGGCGCGGCCCGCGCAGAUGGAGAGUGUUGUGGAGCCGGUGUCUGGGGAGCCCCUGGUGCUGGAGUGUGAGGUAUCCCGUGACAACGCUGAGGUGAACUGGCUUAAGGAUGGGGUGGAACUGGAGCUGGACAACGACAACAUCACCAUGACGACCGAUGGCCUCAUCCGCCGACUGACCAUACACUCGCCCUCGAGAGAAGACUCAGGGAAAUACACCUGUGAUGCCAAGGAUGAUGCUAUUGACUUCAAUGUCAACGUCAAAGACGCCCCAGUGACGAUCCUGCGGAAAUCAGAGAUUGAAACGGACUACAACUGUGUAGUGUCCGAUGACAUUGAGCUGGAGUGUGAGCUGUCCAGGGCCAGUGGGAAGGCCUGCUGGUACAAAGACGGACAGAGGCUGGAGGAGAACGAGAGGUUCUGUGUGGAGAAAGAGGGGGCCUUCCGCUCGCUCAUCAUCCUCAAUGCAGAUCUGGAAGAUUCCGGAGAGUAUUUCCUCGAUGUCCUGGACGACAGCAUCACGUUCACAGUGAAUGUGCAAGAGCCCCCGGUGACCAUCGUGGGAAACUCGGACGAUCCGGAGUAUCAGGAAAUGGUGUCAGGAGAUGACCUCAUCCUUGCCAUUGAGGUCUCCCGGGCCAACGCCCCCGUACAGUGGUACUGUAAUGAGAAGCUUCUGGUCGAGGACUCGCGGACCCAAAUUGAGACGUACGGCACGCUGAGGAAGCUCAUCAUUACCGACAUCAGGCCCUCGGACUCGGGGAAAUACACGUGUGACGCGGUCAAUGAUAAGAUGAUGACCGUUGUCAAAGUGCAAGAACCUCCUGUCACCAUCGUGAACAAGAAGGAGGUGAACAAAAUGACCGGCUAUGAGAGCGAGAGCAUCACUCUGGAGGUGGAGCUCUCACGAGAGAAGCCCGCCGUCCGGUGGAUGAAGGACUGGACGCCGGUCAACAACGAGCGCUUCCGUAUCGGCUACAAGGGCACGACACACUAUCUGACUAUAGACCCACUGCGAAGGUCCGACAGUGGGGAGUACACGUGUGACGUUGGCGACGAUGAGAUGCAGUUUAGCCUGCUGGUGAAAGAGAUGCGAGUGAAGUUUGUGAGGCACCUGCACGACACCGUGGCCUACAAGGACGGCAUGAUCACGCUGCGCUGCGAGGUGGGCAAGCCCAAGGCCGACGUACUGUGGCUGAAGGACAGCGUGGAGAUCCUCCCCAGCCGACGCUUCACCAUCCGGGCCGACGACCAGGAGCGGAGCCUCACCAUCCACCGCCUCACCAAGGAGGACGCCGGGGAGUACAGCUGCGAGUCCCGCGACGACUGCACCAGCGCCUACCUCAGAGUCGAGCUGCCCCGUGUGGUGGAGUUUCUGACUGAGCUCCACAACACCACGGUUCUGGAAGGCGAGGACGCCACCUUCAAGUGCGUGGUGUCGCCCGAAGACGCCCAGGUGGUGUGGCUGAUGGACAACGAGCCCAUCCUGUUGGGUGAUCGCUUCGAGGCCUUGCAGAACGGUCUGUGCCACACACUCCUCAUCCGCCGCUGCCAGAUGCUGGACAUGUCCAGGAUAACUGCCGAGUGUGAGGGGGUCACCUCUAAAGCCAGCCUCAAAAUACAAGAGGCCCAGAUUCUGUUCACUAAGCGCAUGGAGCCGGUGGAUGGAGAGGAGUUCCAGGAGGCCACUCUGGAGACGGAGAUCAGCCUGGAGACCGGGGAGGUGCAGUGGAUGCGUCAGGGGGUGGUCAUCCAGUCAGGGCCCCACUACACGCUGUCCCAGACCGGACGCAAGCGCCGCCUCACCAUCCACAACCUGGGCCUGUCCGACCGCGGCACUUACCGCUGCGAGACCCUGCAUGACCGCACGCAGGUCAAACUCAACGUGGAGCCGAGGAAGGUCUUUGUCCGUAAGAGUCUGAUGGACAUCGAGACGUUUGAGAGGGAGACGGCGUCUUUCGAGGUGGAGCUGUCCCAUGCAGACGUGGAGGGGGUGUGGCAGAAGGACGGCCUUCGCAUCAAGCCCAACAACAACUGGAUGGUUAGCGCCAAUGGGCGCGUCCACGGCCUCACCAUGUCCAACCUCACUCUGGAGGACACGGGAACCAUCGUCUUCUCAUCGGAUGGCUUGAGGACCUCGGCUCGACUGCAGGUGAAAGAAACCCCAGUGACUAUCCUGAAGAAACUCACAGAUCUCAGCUUUGAAGAGGGCUCACUUGUGACUUUGGAGUGUGAGCUGUCCAGACCAAAUGUUGAAGUAAAAUGGUUCAAGGACGAGACGGAGCUGAAGGCUGGUAAGAACCACAGAAUCUACUCCAUGGGGAGGAAGCGCUUCCUGCAGAUCCUGGAGUCCAGUCCCAGCGACUCGGGCAGCUACUCGUGUGAAGUCGGAGAUCUCAGCACCUCGUGUGACCUUAACAUAUAUGAGCAUGCAUUGGAGAUCGUCCAGCAUCUGGAGGACUUGUGCAUCCAGGAGGAUCAGAAUGCUGUGUUCAUGUGCGAGGUGUCCUUGAUGGAUGUGUCUGGAGACUGGUACAAGGACGACCACAAGCUAAAGCCCACCAGCUCCAUCAAAAUCCGACGGGAAGGAACAAAGCACUUCCUCCUCAUGUGCAACGUGACAGCUGAGGACUCCGGGGAGAUCAAAUUUGUUGCAAAGGAUCUGGAAUCCAUCGGCUAUCUUGAAGUGGAGGACCGUCCUGUAAGCAUAGUGAAACCCCUGCGUGACCGGACAGCCCUGCAGAAGCACCGCGUCAUCCUGGAGUGUACAGUGUCCACACCACGCUGUGACGUCACAUGGUACCGCGGCGACACAGAGCUGGAAUCCUCCGACCGCAUGGAGAUCACCAGCGAGGGAUGCUGCCACAGGCUGAUCAUCCAGCAGGUGGCGCUAGAGGAUGAGGGAAUAUACAGUGUAGAGGUUGGGGAGCACACUUCAACUGCAAAGCUCAUGGUGGAAGGUCAGUCUAUCCUGCUGGUCAGGGAACUGGAAGACGUUGAGGUGACCGCUCCGGAUCAGGCCUGCUUUGAGUGCGAGCUCUCUAUGCCCCUGCUGAAGGCCCCAGUGUGGUCACUGAAUGGGGAGACGCUCCAGAACAGCCCGGAGGUCCGACUCGAGACCCAGGGCUCGGUCCACAAGCUCAUCUUUAAGAAGACCUCAGUGGACAUGUGCGGGACAGUGCGCUUCACCAUCGGAAAAGCCAAGACCUGCGCACAGCUCAUAGUAGAUAACUAGAGUCUGGACUCACUCAUAAAGUUGGACAAGUUUAGAGUGUAGAAAGUCCGUCCUGUAUUCCAAGAAUCAGUCUUUGGUCAUAAUCACAGAGAAUAGAGGUAGUAUGCUGAAAUGAAGUCCUGAAGAACCUGACCACCUGACUUAAAGGUUAAUUCACACUGGAUUUCUAAAUGUUACAGGACUGGACAGUGGACACUAACCCUGAUGCUGAUCUAAGAAAAGUGCAGUAGUACUAAUAAUUUAGACUUUCAUUAGGGAAAUACUGUUUCGGCACAUUUUUUAGAUAUUAUCAAAUCAGGCCAAUUGUUCAUAAUAUAAUUUAAUGAUUUGAAUAAUUUGAAAGAAAUCAACAUGGAAAUUAAGAAAAAGCAGAACUACCUGAUGAUGUGUAUUUCUGUUUAGCGAGUUGUCUGACAUCUAUGGUAAUUUUUUUAUUGCUGAAAAAGGGGAGUUGUAAUGUACUGAAUGGGUGAAAGGCUGAAUUGGAAGAAGAAAGUUAGGUAGUAUUGGCUGAUAAGGGUUAAAGUGAUUGAGCGGCUGGUUUGUAGGUAGGCAAUUUAAGUAUGGGCUUAGCAUGAGUGAUGCUGAGGUGGAGGCAAAUUAUGGGGUUAUGGAUCUGAAUUACUGAGUAAUUCAUAUAAUGGAAGGGCGUGUUAUAAAUUAUUUUACAGAAAAAAAAAUCUGAUUAAGUGCAUUUUUCAUGAUGUAUCUUUUAUAUUGAGCACUUUUUAUAACAUUGAAGGAAGGUAUAAAAUGCACUUGGUGCCAUUUCAAAGAGGGAUGCCAUGGUUAACAGAGAAGGCAGAUUCACUAGGUAGGGUUUUCUACUGGAAAAGGAGAUGGUUCUAUUCGAUGUUCUAGAAUGGUGUCUGUUCUAGAAUAAUGAUUGUGCAUCCCCUUUCUGUAUUUUACAGCAUGCAUGAAAAGUCAAUUCUGUUGCCAGUGUGUCCCAGAUGUUCUGAUGAUAUUAAAAAUAAAAUAAGGAAUAAUGAUGUCAAA